AUGGACGUUUCGGAUCAAGAACUCGAGCAGCCGCUGGUCGACGCCCACGGAGAAGCCCCGCCCUCGUGUCCAGGCAGCACGAAUGCUCGUCAUGCGAUGUAUAAUCCACUCGUGGAUGCAGGCGACGAAGAAGAGAAGGAGGAGCCGCAAACACGGUGUCAGGGGACCCACCCACAGGGGCAGCAGCAAAAGAUGACGUAUGCAGCACCGAGUGUUCAUCCGUAUGCUGUGCCUCCGUACCAGCCUCGUAGCUACAGUGGAAGUACGGGCAAUGGAUGGGGUGGAGGUCAGGGUGAAGAGAGCAGAGGUGACAAAGGACUCUUGGUGGAUAUCGUCUUCAGUGGCAUGUACACGCUAGCGGCUGUGUUCACGAUUGUUCAAGGCUUUGGCAUGCUCAUUCAAUUUACAUACGCAGCUGUAUCGCUGGGUUUUUACACGAUGGCGUUCGGUGCUGCGGUGAUUAUGUAUGACCUCAAGUCGGUGGUGAAUGGUGUGAGCGUGGAGAUGUACUUGCCAUUCCUGGGCAACUACAUUGGUCGCGCAGCGACUAUUCUAUUCUUUGCCGUGUUGUGUGCCCAAACGUACGAGUUCGCGAGCUGGACCAAGUUCUUUGUAUUGUACAACUUGGUGGUCGCUACGCUGCAGGGAUUCGUCUACUGUACUACGAAGACGGUGACGCCGAGUCAUUCUCAAGCAGACGAUCUACCCGACUUGUAA
Peronospora matthiolae is the source of this 717-nucleotide messenger RNA. Lineage: Eukaryota; Oomycota; Peronosporomycetes; Peronosporales; Peronosporaceae. The record is from the annotation of a GenBank genome assembly.